AAAGCAAAGCCCUACUGGCUCAACAAGCUUCGAGAAGGACUUGAAUGAGAGCUUUCAAUCCCGCGUUUAAACGUCAGCUUUCAAGAAAUUAUCGCAAUUAAGAGUUAGCUCAUUCAACUUUCUUCUUUCUUAAGUAAUCCUUUGAAAUUUCCAUCUACUUCCGGUUUUGAUCCCACUCUUCAGAGUUCCACAGCAAACUGAAUUUGUUCUUGUUAUUCCGAUUGUAUUUUGAUAUUCAUCUCACCUUUUAACUGAAUAUAUAUGGGGCAGAGGCAAUCAAAAGAUGAAUUACUGUACCAGCAAGCAAAUUCUGGAAAUAUUGAAGGCGUCAAAGCGCUCCAUAGAGAUGGUGCCGGCCUUGGGUGGGUUGAUAAAGAGGGGAAGACUCCACUCAUUGCUGCUUGUAUGAAUCCACAGCUUUUUAAUGUAGCCAAAACAUUAAUUGAAUUGGGUGCUAAUGUCAAUGCCUACCAUCCAGGUCCACAUAAUGGAACACCCCUGCAUCAUGCUGCAAAAAGAGGUCUCGAGCAGACUGUGAGGUUACUUCUUUCACAUGGAGCAAAUGCACUGCAAAUGAAUGAUUAUGGCCAAACCCCUCUUGAUCUUGCUCGAGCCAAGGGGCAUGCUAGUGUUGUCAGAGCAAUAGAGGGGCAUGUAUGCUUAUUCUCUGGUUGGCUGCGGGAACUUUAUGGACCUGGCUUUCUAGAACAUCUGGCUCCACAGUUGCUUUCAAGAAAAAUAUGGGUGGUUAUUUUGCCUAUUGGUUCCCGGAAACUGCACAAACCUUUCAAGUUGGAGCUCGUGAUAUACUCUGGUGUACAGGAAGGCCAACCACGUACAAUUAUUCCACUCUGGAAGGCCAAUUUAGAGGAACCUAAUUGUAACCGGCCUGAUCCUGUGGCUAUAAUAUCUAAUAUUUCAAGAAUCAGGAAACACUGGAGGAGAAAGCGAGCAAUAAAGGCCUGCCAAAUGCCGAUUUGUAAGCACACUGAAUUUUAUAAUCGUUGUAAGUACUCUCUUGGAUGGGUUUCAGUCUUGCUUCCUGGCUUUGCAGAUUCUCGUAUCAAACUCGCACCUUUACGUGAUAGUGAAAAACUGCACCUGCAGCGCUUUUGUAAUGCUUGCAAAGGAAUUCCUCAGAAACAGGUGAGGCAUCCGUAUAUUCCUUUCAACAACCAAGUCCCUUCUGCUCCUACUGUCUCGAUACCAACUUUUGAAGACGAAGAAUUAGCUAGGGCAAUAAAUGCCUCCCUUGAGUCUUCCCCACAUAAAAUCCCACCAAACAUGGAUAUGUAUGUUGGAUCUGUUACACACCCGUCCGCAAGUCCAGCCAACGUUGUAAACAGUUCCGAUCACACAAAGAGUUAUGCUAGUGAGGCUUCUGCUAGCCACACGGCAUAUAGAAACAAAUUUGGAGUUCAGGAAGCUGAUCCAUCUGACAAUCCUGCAACUCCGAAAAUUUCUUAUCCUGUCACUAGUCCAACAGCUCCCGUUGCACAUCCAGCAGGUAAAGAUGAUGGUCCAAUAUGGUAUCCGUCAAAUGACAUGAGCCCUGUCCAUGCAUCUUCUCCCUCUGCAGCAUCCACGUCCCCAAGCAGUCAAGAAAAUGGCGAAGAUGCUUCACAUUCAUCUUGUACAAUAUGCCUGGAUGCUCCGGUUGAGGGAGCUUGCAUUCCAUGUGGACACAUGGCAGGAUGCAUGAUGUGUUUGAAUGAGAUUAAGGGCAAGAACUGGGGUUGCCCUGUUUGCCGCACCAAUAUUGAGCAGGUGGUACGGAUAUACGCUGUCUAGGGCUACUACUAAAGAAGCCCGUGCUGAAAACUUGGUUCCCUUUUCCAGCAUAAAGAGAGGGUUUUUCCUUGAGGUGGAUAUUCAUCUCUUCAUAAGCAUAUGGUUUGUAAAAUAUUCCUAGCAAAGCUGUUUAAUAAUUAUGUGAUGAUGAUACUCAUUUUAACCUUAAAAGUAUGUAUAAUAUUUAAAUUUUUUUGCCUA
Molecule: messenger RNA, 1992 nt
Organism: Salvia splendens (bonfire salvia)
Lineage: Eukaryota; Viridiplantae; Streptophyta; Magnoliopsida; Lamiales; Lamiaceae
Product: putative E3 ubiquitin-protein ligase XBAT35
Exons: 10
Coding region: 262-1791 (509 amino acids)
Biological process (GO): cell cycle; protein ubiquitination
Molecular function (GO): protein binding; ubiquitin protein ligase activity
Source: RefSeq, a predicted model, not a curated record